Messenger RNA from Plasmodium reichenowi, 2781 nucleotides. Its product is annotated as heat shock protein 90, putative. The record is from RefSeq and is a predicted model, not a curated record. Gene Ontology annotation, biological process: protein folding; cellular response to heat; protein stabilization. Gene Ontology annotation, molecular function: ATP hydrolysis activity; ATP binding; ATP-dependent protein folding chaperone. Bases 1 to 2781 code for a protein of 926 amino acids. Gene Ontology annotation, cellular component: plasma membrane; protein-containing complex; cytosol. NCBI's taxonomy places the organism in Eukaryota, Apicomplexa, Aconoidasida, Haemosporida, Plasmodiidae. The transcript has a single exon.
AUGCAAAAUGUUUAUGUUGGGAACAAAAUAAAACUUAUAAUAUUGUACUUUUUUUGUAUGUUGUUUUUAAAAGAUUAUGAAAGAAGCGAAGCUUUUAAUUUAGCUCGUACUACGGAGAAAUUGAACUAUAUAUUAAAUUACAAAACACCGAACAGAUAUGAUUUAAGUAACAAUGUAAAUAAAUUAUUUUUUGAAAAGCAAAAAAAGAAAAUUGAGUUUAGUAGGAAACCUUUAAAUAGUUUUAAUGAAGAUGUUAAAACAAUUAGAGAGGACAUAUCAUCAGAUAGUUCCCCUGUGGAAAAAUAUAAUUUCAAAGCAGAGGUUAAUAAAGUUAUGGAUAUAAUCGUUAAUUCUUUAUAUACAGAUAAGGAUGUAUUUUUGAGAGAAUUAAUUUCGAAUGCAUCUGAUGCGUGUGAUAAGAAAAGAAUAAUAUUGGAAAAUAAUAAAUUAAUAAAAGAUGCUGAAGUAGUUACAAAUGAGGAAAUAAAAAAUGAAACAGAAAACGAAAAAACAGAAAAUGUAAAUGAAUCAACAGAUAAAAAAGAAAACGUGGAAGAAGAAAAAAAUGAUAUUAAAAAAUUAAUAAUUAAAAUAAAACCUGAUAAAGAAAAAAAAACAUUAACUAUAACUGAUAAUGGUAUAGGUAUGGAUAAAAGUGAAUUAAUUAAUAAUCUUGGUACGAUAGCUCAAUCGGGAACAGCCAAAUUUUUAAAACAAAUAGAAGAAGGAAAAGCAGAUAGUAAUUUAAUAGGACAAUUUGGUGUUGGUUUUUAUUCAUCUUUUCUAGUAUCUAAUAGAGUUGAAGUAUAUACAAAAAAAGAAGAUCAAAUUUAUCGAUGGUCUUCAGAUUUGAAAGGUAGUUUUAGUGUAAAUGAAAUUAAAAAAUAUGAUCAAGAAUAUGAUGAUAUUAAGGGUAGUGGAACCAAAAUUAUUUUACACUUAAAAGAAGAAUGUGAUGAAUAUUUAGAAGAUUAUAAAUUAAAAGAAUUAAUUAAAAAAUAUUCUGAGUUUAUUAAAUUCCCAAUAGAAAUAUGGUCAGAAAAAAUUGAUUAUGAAAGGGUUCCAGAUGAUUCUGUAUCAUUAAAAGAUGGUGAUAAAAUGAAAAUGAAAACAAUUACAAAACGAUAUCAUGAAUGGGAAAAAAUUAAUGUACAAUUACCAAUAUGGAAACAAGAUGAAAAAUCAUUAACAGAAAAUGAUUAUUAUAGUUUUUAUAAAAAUACAUUUAAAGCAUAUGAUGACCCAUUAGCUUAUGUUCAUUUUAAUGUAGAAGGACAAAUUUCUUUUAAUUCCAUUUUAUAUAUUCCAGGUUCUUUACCAUGGGAAUUAAGUAAAAAUAUGUUUGACGAAGAAUCUAGAGGAAUAAGAUUAUAUGUAAAAAGAGUUUUUAUAAAUGACAAAUUUUCUGAAUCUAUACCACGUUGGUUAACCUUUCUCAGAGGUAUUGUAGAUAGUGAAAACUUACCAUUAAAUGUAGGAAGAGAAAUAUUACAAAAAUCCAAAAUGCUAUCUAUUAUAAAUAAAAGAAUUGUACUCAAAAGUAUUAGUAUGAUGAAAGGAUUAAAAGAGACAGGAGGUGAUAAAUGGACUAAAUUUCUUAACACAUUUGGUAAAUACCUCAAAAUUGGUGUUGUAGAAGAUAAAGAAAAUCAAGAAGAAAUUGCAUCAUUAGUCGAAUUUUAUUCAAUUAAUAGUGGUGAUAAAAAAACAGAUCUUGAUUCAUAUAUAGAAAAUAUGAAAGAAGAUCAAAAAUGUAUUUAUUACAUCUCAGGAGAAAAUAAAAAAACCGCUCAGAAUUCUCCUUCUUUAGAAAAAUUGAAAGCAUUAAAUUAUGAUGUUCUAUUUUCUUUAGAACCGAUUGAUGAAUUUUGUUUAUCCUCUCUAACCGUUAAUAAAUAUAAAGGAUAUGAAGUCUUAGAUGUAAAUAAAGCCGACCUUAAGUUAAAAAAAGAAAAUGAUCAAAAUAAAUCCGACAGUUUGGAUAAACAGAAAAUGGAAUAUGAAAUAUUAUGUAGAUGGCUACAUAACAAAUUUUCGCAUAAAGUGCAUGAAGUACGAAUUUCAGAUCGUUUGAUAAAUUCACCUGCCUUAUUAGUUCAAGGUGAAAUGGGUAUGUCACCUUCUAUGCAAAAAUAUAUGAAACAACAAGCCACCGCUCAAGGUAUAUCAGAAAAUGAAAUGUUUGGAGGCCAAUCUGCAAAUCAACCAGUAUUAGAAAUUAAUCCUAACCAUUUUAUUAUAAAACAAUUAAAUCAUUUAAUACAAAUUGAUAAAAUGAAUUUGCAAAAUUCAGAAAUUGCUGAACAAAUAUUUGAUGUUGCAUCAAUGCAGGGAGGAUAUACUAUAGAUGAUACCGGUCUCUUUGCCAAAAGAGUUAUAGGCAUGAUGGAAAAAAAUGCUGAACAAUAUUUAAUGAAUGUACAAAGUAAUAUAUCAAACAAUACAUUAAAUAAUACUUCUGGUUCGGAAAUGCCCCAAAAUAAUUCUCCAAAUGAAUUACAAAGUGAAAUGAAAUCAACAAAUGGAAUUGAUGAUAAUAGUAAUAUAAGCGAAAAUAAAAUUAAUGAAAGCAGUUCCAAUCAAAAUAACAUGAGCGAAAAUGGCAUUGCUGAAGAAAAUAAUAUAAAGAACAUAGCUGAGAGUGAUGUGAAUAAAAUAAAUUUAGGUGAAAAUGAUGUGAGCCAAAAUACUAUACAUAAACAGGAUUCCGGUUUAUUUAAUUUAGAUCCAAGUAUUUUAAAUAGUAAUAUGCUCAGUGGUUCUGAUAAAACACUAUUAUAG